CAAGUGUUUAACAAAACUUGAGUACAUAUAUAAAAACAGGUUAUUAUAUAUAUAUAUAUAAUAAUAGUAAUUUGGAACCGAAUAGUAAAUAAACGAACAUCACGGAAUCAUCAAUUUGGCUUGAAGAAGGAUACUAAAGUUUGAUUUUUAGAAACAAGGGAUGCCGACAAUGACGAAAAGGGAGAAACUUAAAACUUCCAUGUCGUCUAAGGAUAUCCAUAUCGAUGUUAUUGAGCACCCAACGAGACAAAUGAACGAAAAUGAGAAGGAAUAUAUGAAAAAAAUUGAAAAAACUUGUAAUGAGGCUAAGUUAAGAAUUCGAAAAGCAGCUACUGAUGCUCUUGAAUCAAUAAGAAGACACGAACGAGUACUUCUAGAGCAAGUAGAGCAUGAAUACUCUAGUGCUGUAAAAAAUAUGCUAAACGAUCAUCGUCCUGAUACAAACAUUAUUUUUAUUCAAGAGUCACUUUCUAUGGAAUUUGGAAAAAUAAUGUGCAAUUCUGUUGAAAGUGCUUCACCAAGAGCUAGAGCUAUGACCGUCGGGUCAUGUACAGUGAGAAAGUCGUCUUUAGAACCAAUCAAACAAGAAACUAUGAAAUAUAGAUGCGGGAGCGAUACGGAUAUGCUUCAAUUAAGAUCCUCCGUUCACAGUGUUCAUUGGCGUUUGGAGAAAGAAGGCUCGGCAGUUGGUGAUAUUAACUGUCCUAAUGAUCUCGUACUAGUAGAAAAUGAAGCGCGUUUAGCGGUUGCUGAUAGAGGCAACUGUAGAAUACAGUUAUUUGAUGCCAACAAUGGAAGCUGCAUAAAAGAAUUGGCCAAUGGGAUAACCACAAGACGCUUGGCCGUUUCAGCUUCCGGUAAUUAUAUAACAACGACAGACCACGGUGUUAAAAUAGUCAAUCCACAUACAAAUUCCAUUUCAACUUUUGGUAACACUAAAAAGCUCAAAAAUCUAUUACCACAGCCUUGUGCGAUAGGAAUUACAAAGAAGGGGACAGUUAUAAUUAGUGACACCCAACAAAAGACGAUUAGUGUCUUUAGCGAGGAGGGUAAACAUCUGUUCGAUUUCGAUAAACGUUCAUCACCAUUAGAUAGUCCUACUUAUUUAACAAUUGAUAGAAAGAAUCGUGUACUAGUUUCGGACAGCUGGGGAAGCGUAAUAAAAAUAUUCGAUGCUUCAAAUGGUAAAUAUAUUAAUUCUGUUGGUCAAUUAACACGAGAUGGCAGACACUUGAAAUUCCCUAACGGUAUAACAUCGGACAAUCGAAAUUCAUUCUACGUCGCAGAUUGGGGUGCCCAUAUAGUAACAAAAUUCGAAGAUGACGCAUUUAGUUCAUGUCUUAUGACCAGAGCCGACUCAUUAAAAAACCCCGCUGGAGUUUGUGUCAAUAAAUCUGGAAAUAAACUCUUUGUAGCUGAAUAUUCUGAUUCUCAUUCAGCUAUAAGUUGUUUGAAUAUAUAGAACAUUGUCACAAACAAAUAAACAAUCAUAUUCAAUUUAUAUUCCAUUGUAUCAAGUAUAUUUUUACUUAUUUUUUCUAAAUCAGUGUAUUUACUUGCUUGUUAUAAAUUGAAUAAUAAAAAUAAGCACCCACAUUUGGAAUAUCUAUGCUAAUCUUGCAUUACCAAUUACUUUUUACAAUAGUCCCUUAUCCCUCCGCACAAAACUCUCGUCUUCUGCUCUUUUCAGUUUACUCUCAUACCAAUACAAGAUACAGAUAAAGACAAACUCACUUUAAACCACUUUGCUAAUAUUCAACAAAAUAUUAGAAAUAUAUUAAACAUCAAUCAGUCGGCCAACAUUGAUUUUAUUCUCUAUCUCGUUCUUUUCGAAUCUUAUUGAAAUUUUCUUCCUUUCCAUUUUUG
Molecule: messenger RNA, 1866 nt
Organism: Dimorphilus gyrociliatus
Lineage: Eukaryota; Metazoa; Annelida; Polychaeta; Dinophilidae
Source: the annotation of a GenBank genome assembly